Xiphias gladius (swordfish) is the source of this 1777-nucleotide messenger RNA. RefSeq names its product BTB/POZ domain-containing protein kctd15-like. Gene Ontology annotation, molecular function: protein binding. The transcript has 5 exons. Gene Ontology annotation, biological process: protein homooligomerization. Lineage: Eukaryota; Metazoa; Chordata; Actinopteri; Istiophoriformes; Xiphiidae. The record is from RefSeq and is a predicted model, not a curated record. Bases 392 to 1165 code for a protein of 257 amino acids.
CGGAACACCAAACUCCGUGCAGAAUGUGUCCCUUUUACGCCUUCGUGGGUCUCGGAACACGCAUCUAUUACCGAUACAACAAUAUUUUACAGUUUACGUGUUGGUAUAACAUACCGUUAAAUACGGCAUAGAUCAAAUGUUCCAAAGCAGGACAUAUUUCGACAAAACUUGAACAUUUACUGCUGGCUCGCCCGUUUUUCCUGCCAUCUUUUACCACCAGGCGCGCCGUGUGGGGCGGUAGCGACUUGGGUGACUCUGUGGUAAAAGUACAGAUUAUCGAAACGGAGUCAUAGUUCAUGGAAAGUUUACAUCCGGAAUUCACCGAGAGACCGUCCGCUACAGAGGAAACAUCCAAAACCGGGCGUGAGUGGUACCUAAGGAGGGGAGGAGCAUGUCCAGGAUGUCUCUGAGCCGCUCGCCUGUGUCCCCCAUGACCGCCCAGGGCAUCCCGUCGCCAGCCCAGCUCACCAAGGCCAACGCCCCGGUCCACAUCGACGUGGGGGGGCACAUGUACACGAGUAGCCUGGCAACGCUCACCAAGUACCCCGAGUCCAGGAUCAGCCGUCUGUUUAACGGCACCGAGCCCAUCGUGUUGGACAGUCUGAAGCAGCACUACUUCAUCGACAGAGACGGAGACAUCUUCCGCUACAUCCUCAGCUUCCUGCGGACGUGCAAACUGCUGCUGCCCGAGGACUUCAAGGACUUCCCCCAGCUGUACGAGGAGGCCCGGUACUACCAGCUGACUCCGAUGGUCCGGGAGUUGGAGCGCUGGCAGGCGGAGCGGGAGGCCCAGCGGGCGUCGCCCUGCGAGUGUCUGGUGGUCCGAGUCACGCCCGACCUGGGCGAGAGGAUCGCUCUGAGCGGGGAGAAGGUCCUGAUCGAGGAGAUCUUCCCCGAGACCGGAGACGUCAUGUGUAACUCUGUCAACGCCGGCUGGAACCAGGACCCCACCCACGUCAUCCGCUUCCCCCUCAACGGAUACUGCAGACUCAACUCAGUGCAGGUCCUGGAGCGUCUGUUUCAGAAGGGCUUCGGCAUCAAGGCGUCCUGCGGCGGGGGGGUCGACUCGUCCCAGUUCAGCGAGUACGUCCUGUGUCGUGACCUGCGGCACAGCCACUCCAUCACCAGCACCCCGAUCCGGAUCAAACAGGAACCUCUGGACUAAGAACCACCAGCGCACAGGAAGUGCAGACUGCAUCCACAGGCCGCGUACUCACAUCUGGAUCCGCCUCCGCAGCCGGCAGGAGAACAUCGCGCUGAGCUGCCAGACCAGAUCCGGACGCUCGAAAAGGUCGCGGGGCUUCGGGAGACCUUUGACCUCACUUUGGAUCUAGAGUUUUUCCAUUUGGAGCCCGAUGACGUCUGUAAAACUCGUGUGAGUGGAGGCUCGGACAGAUCGGCCGUCACGUGUAAAUAACAUUUGUAACCAGAAUCUCUGUUGUUGACGUGAGCAGCCCCCUUGGUCCAUAUCUGUCCUCUGUGUGUGUGCAGAUGAACGGAGGGGUCAUUUUUAUAAGUAUGUCCGGAGGCCACGGGGCACAUAAUUUAAUUCUUUUUAUAAAACUGCCAUUUUGAAAAUGUAUAUUUAAUGUAUUUGUUAGGUGUCACUUCUUUUCAUUUGUACAGAUGUAUUGAUAAAAGAUGAGAGGGUCUGCGACGAGUCCACACGAACUCAAACCUGCUUCUUUAUCGUUUUCUUUAUUUCAUUUUUUUGCAAAGGUACAAACAACUGUAAAAUUGCAUUGCCUGAAAUGCGUCAGGAUCGAGUACAGAAUGU